Messenger RNA from Suillus fuscotomentosus, 774 nucleotides. RefSeq lists its product as uncharacterized. The record is from RefSeq and is a predicted model, not a curated record. The transcript has 2 exons. NCBI's taxonomy places the organism in Eukaryota, Fungi, Basidiomycota, Agaricomycetes, Boletales, Suillaceae. Bases 1 to 774 code for a protein of 257 amino acids.
AUGUAUAUUGAUGACAGCAUGGCCUAUCGUAUUUACCUAGCAACUCUGGAUGGUGGUCAUGUCCACCCUCACGCUGCUGGACCAGCGCUAGACCUGGAGCUGUCCAUGCAUGCAUUUGAUGUGAAGCUCGAGUGUUAUGGGAGGCAUAUCACUUUGUGGCGCAACUCUUGCCAUGGGACAGACAGGUUUUUGAAGACGUGGCAUCUGCAAAUCUGGGACUGGCAGCACUCAACAACAUCCAGUCUGUAUUCGAUCGAGGAUAUGUCCGAGACACCGCAAUUGCUGGCAUGUUUCCUGUUGCCUUUCCCGUUGGUGAACUUGGAGAGUGAUUAUGGCUCACAGCCGAAGAUGCAGACGCAAGACCAGUCAGUGUACACCUCAGACCCUAAACACAGACUGUUAUGCGUUUACUCGUUGGCUGGUGUUCGAAAGAUCUUUUUCAUCUCGACGAAGAUUUUCUUCGACAUCGACCAAGCGGCAGCAACAACACCAAUACCAUGGAAGCAUUGGGGCCCUGGACAUGUUCACAUUUUGAAGGAUGAAGCAGGAGACCAAACCAAAAUUCACCUCUGUGGGAAUCGGGUUUUGCUGGUGGACAUGAUAACGUCAAAGACACAUGCGUACAAGUUGCGUAUGGUGGACUUCAGCCCACUGGCCGUGAUGAAUAGGCAGGGUCUAGGACGAGUGGUGAAAGUGCGAUCUACCACUACGAUAGUCCAUAGUAGCCCCAACUCCAAGUGGCACGAUAAAUCAGGGAGCAGUAUCUCCCAUUGA